This is a messenger RNA of Oldenlandia corymbosa var. corymbosa, 2626 nucleotides long. The record is from the annotation of a GenBank genome assembly. Lineage: Eukaryota; Viridiplantae; Streptophyta; Magnoliopsida; Gentianales; Rubiaceae.
AAAAAAAAACAAACAUUCCACAGAGAAAAAAGAAACCAACUUUUGAGAUGUGGAGUUAUCAAAGAUGUGAGUUGAGUUAUAUAUAAAGAUAGAUAUAGGGCUCUCUUUAACUUGUCUAAGUGCAAAGAUUCUUGUUCUACAUCUUAGCUCAAGCUCAACCCAGUUCCCUAGCAGCAUUAUUCAUGUUCCCCACUUCUUCUGUUUCUUGUUUACAGCUUUGUAAUACUGCAGCAAGGUACACACACACACACACCCACACACUCACACAGUAAGUCAAGAAUGCUACAUUUUUUUUUGUUUUAGGCUGUCGUUCUCAACUCAAGUUUCUUUGCUCAAACUAAGAAAAAAGAAAAAAGAAGAAGCCUAAUAUUGAUGUAAAGAUUUCUCUUUUAUUCAACUUUCUUUUCUCUCUUAGUCAAAAUUUCAAUUUGUCAUCAGUCUUUCUCAAAAUCUCUCAUAUUUCGUGCAGAAGAGACAUUAACAUGAAGCUCUUUCAUCAACCUUGAUCAAAGUACUCCUCACCAAGCUUAUCAUCAUCAUCAUCUGUCUUUCUCAAUCUGGAUUUGGGAGAAUUUCAUCUAGAAAAAGAACAAAGAAGAAAAGUGAAAAAUGAUAAAAAACAUAUAGCCACAUAUAGCAAACUGUUAGGGCAGGUGGCUUUGCUGCUGUACCUAAAACCAGGGAAAAAUAGACAUGUAUCCUUCCAGCCAUGACUACAACAACAAUCACAAUCCUAAUAUUAAUCCUACAUCCUUAUUUAUUACUGAGACCAACCCAAAUUCCAAAUUUGAUCAAGACCUUCAACAUUUAUCUUCUUUCCACUUCCCUUCUCCAUUUGUUCAGUAUGAUGAUUUUGUCUAUGAGUUAGAAUGGCAGCAACUAUAUGACCUUUUCAUUCAGCAGCAACCCUUUACACCUGAGAACAGUGUAGCUGAGAUUAUCAACAGCAUGGAAGCUGGUGAUUUACCAAAAGAAGGAUUGCCGGAUGAUGAUCACCAGCAGAAUGAAAAUAAUAAUAUGAUCAGGAAAAGAGCUCUAAAGAAAGACAGGCACAGCAAGAUUACAACUGCAAGGGGACCAAGGGACAGAAGAAUGAGGCUGUCUCUUGAUGUUGCCAGAAAGUUCUUUGAUUUGCAAGAUAUUUUGGGGUUUGAUAAGGCAAGCAAAACAGUUGAAUGGUUGAUGGUUCAUUCCAGUUCCGCAAUCAAGGAGAUCACAAGAGGUGGUAAUUUCCCCGGCAGGAGGAUGAUAUACGCCGGCCACCAAGCGAGUUUCGGCCCAAACACUAGUGUUUCCUCUACUACUUCAGAAUGUGAAGUUGUAUCAGGAAUUGAUGAUGCAACCACCACAAAUAUCAAUGACAAUGGCAUCCAGCAGAAGGCAGUGAAGACUAAGAACAAUGUUACAAAACCAUCUGCCUCUAAGAAGAAGGAGAAGAAGGCGAAAUCAGCAAGGCGAGCGGCAUCAUCGCACCUGCUAGCCAAGGAAUCUAGGAAAGUAGCAAGGGAAAGGGCAAGGAAGAGAACAAUGGAAAAGAGAAAACUUGGUGCAACAAAGUUGUGCUUGGAAGAAGGAAUAAGCUGCAGAAAAAGUAGUGAUUUGAAGCAGUUGAAUAAUCCUCCUCAUCAGCAGCAGCAGCAAAGAGGAUAUGGUGCUAAUAUCUCAGUUAUCACUGGAAAUUGGAACCCAUCUCCAAUCUGCGCUUAUCAGCAAGAUGCUGAAGUUCCUCAUCUGAAUCAGUUUUCAGAUUUGGAAUAUUGCAGCAAAACAUGGGAAGCCUACAACAACAACAACAACAACAACAACAUGAGUAUUCUUGGCGCAUAGCUUCCUCCCCUUUCAUGUGGUAACAUAAGAAUAAGCUUUGUUGAUUUCCAUAUCAUUUUUCUUCUUUCCUGAUGGAUAUGAGCCAUGUAUGUACCAUAAAAUAUGCUUUAAUUAAUUAGGUCUGUCAACUGUAAUCUUAGCCGGGAUAGUUUUUUUUUUUUUAGCUUCAUCCUGCACAUAUAUUGUUCUAUUCUAGACUUUCCCCCUCCAGUUUGUGAUCAGACCAUAUGUGUUACUUCACUAGCUAAUGUUUCAUCGUCUUCAUAUGAUUUCUAUCAGUCACUUAAUGGCCUGAAAAUUAAUCCGUUGUGCCGGAUUUUGCUAAUUUGUUCAUUCUAGUUCGUGAUCAUUAAUCUUAAACAUGCAUGUUUUUGAAUUCUUUAUAAGGUUAGUACCUUUAGCAAUCUGGCCUGAUUAAAGGUUCAAAAAAUUGAUACCUUCAACAAAGACAGGAAGAAAUCAAGCAUGAGUGAUUUUCUCUGUGGUUUGUCUUUCUUCUUUGAUAAUAUCAGUAGACAGACACCACUUCAACCAUACUCCCUCCCGGAAAACACCAAGGAUUUAUAGUAGUCCGGCGAGCCCUUUGGAGUUGUUAAGUUGUUAACCCUUCUUCUAUAUCUUCAAAAGGAGAAUCAUAAGAUAUUGGGAAAUCGUCCAAUAGCAUUUUAUAGUCUGAUUUGAUGAUGAAACUGGAGUUGCAUGACAAAGAGAAUAAGUAGAAGAGAGUGGAGAAGUUUUGAGGAAAUUAACAGAUUAAGUCAACCUAGUCAAGUUUGGUUAGAAUAAGGUACAGAAUGGC